UUGCAAUAAGAAAAAACGAAAAAAAUAAUAAGUAAAGAUGGCUACAUUUUAGUGCAGUUUUUUUGUUUGAGUGAAAUAAAUUGACAAAAUAAAAUAAAAGUGAAGAUUUUAUACUAUACAAUUAAUGGUUUUUAUAAACAAUAGCCAAUAAAUCCAUUUCUGUUUAUCAUUUUCUUGAUAAAACAACCAAAGUGUUUGUGAAAUUUCAAGGAAAAUAUUAAGAAAAAAUCAUGGACAAUUUUGACAUGUCUGCCGCUGGCGACGAUGGUCAGACAGAUGAAAAAUUGGGUUCAAAUCCAAACCAAAAUGAUAAUAUAAACACAACAACUACCUUAGGUAGUCCUACAACUAGAAAUGCUCCAAAUUCUCCGACAACUACAAGUCCCACUGUAGGAUAUGAAGAAACACAGCUGCAGCAGCAACAACCGACUGAAGCUUCAAACGUAGCGCCUGCAAACACUAGCCCAGCCACCAGCAACAGCACAGCACCUGAUAACAACGAAAUUUGCCUGACACCACCGCAGCGUCAUUCCACAAACUCCAAUGAAUAUCAGCAACAGUCGACACCAAAAUCCACACGUAAUUCAACUGUAGCACUGGGUUCGACAGCAACAGUUGGCGACUCUAAUUCACCUGUUGCUGAAAACAUUAGUGACAAGAAUAUUUUACCGAAUGAGGAAAGUCCUUUGCCGCAAAAUUUCAACAAUAUAGAAAGUAGCACCUUAAAUGAGUCGCAGUUGCUGGCCACGGGAAUCAACACAGUUGAUACUGGCGGCGGUGUUGUAGCAGGCGCAGUUGUUGUAAGUAGUAGCAGUUCCGCCAACUUAACCACACAACAUAAUCAACAAAUUAUAAGCAACUAUCAGGGUAUAGCAACGACAGCAAACACCCAAAACGGUGCUAAUCGUAUUUAUAAUCCCAUAAUGAUACCACAACGACAAUCCCUAUUACCCUGGGGUACUAAUUCACGUUCCUCCAUAAUUAAUGUUAUACCCUACACAAAUCCCAUUGGCACUACCGGCACCGGCACCAUGGCCAAUCCAGCUAGUAUGAAUACUAAUCAGUUAGAAGCGAAUGAUGUCAACUCCUUACGGCCGGGGGAAAUUGUCAUGCGUAAUUUAUUCACCGAUUUUACUUUGCAGGCUGAAAAGAAAAUAGAAUUGGUCAUGAUGGAGAGUGUAGACAAGCCGCUUUCAAAGCUGCUGCAGCGCGGUGAAGAUCAACAGUUUGAUCAGUUGCUCUCCGCUCUGGGCAGUGUAGCCGAACAUUGUUUACCCUCGCUGCUGCACACGCUGCUCGCCUGGCACAAACGCCAACUGUCCGAUGCCGAAAUAAAAAAUGAUCUCAAACGCAUGGAAAAAUCUGUGAUAAAUCUCACAAAACCUUUAAACUCACAAGAUAUUGAAUUUCAAUUGCAACGUCGCGAAGCCGCUGUGGAAUUCAUCUUUUGUUUGGCUCUCAUCGAAAUUCUCAAACAGUUGCCCUUCCAUCCGGGUCACGAGGAUUUGGUAAGAAGUAUUGAGAAUUUAGCUUUCAAACACUUUAAAUAUAAAGAGGGCCUGCAGAAUAAUCCCAAUGCCCACAAUAUACACAUGAUAGCCGAUUUAUAUGCUGAAGUCAUUGGUGUUUUGGCACAGUCACGUUUUAGUUCAGUGCGUAAGCGUUUCAUGAGUGAACUGAAAGAGUUGCGAGCCAAAGAGCCGUCACCGCACACCACACAAAGUAUUAUUAGUUUGCUCAUGGGCAUGAAAUUCUUUAGAGUUAAGAUGGUGCCCAUAGAAGAAUUUGAGGCUUCGUUUCAAUUCAUGCAUGAAUGUGGCCAGUAUUUUUUAGAGUUGAAAGACAAAGAUAUAAAACAUGCUUUGGCGGGCUUAUUUGUUGAAAUUCUAGUACCCGUCGCUGCGGCUGUUAAAAAUGAAGUUAAUGUUCCUUGUGUUAAAAAUUUCGUGGAAUUACUUUAUAUGCAGACCUUAGAUGCCUCCACCAAAUCCAAACAUCGUCUGGCUCUAUUUCCCCUCGUAACAUGUCUUCUGUGCGUUUCACAGAAAACCUUUUUCCUCUCGAAUUGGCAUUAUUUCUUGGCCAUGUGUUUAAGUAACUUAAAGAAUCGUGAUUCUAAAAUGAGUCGUGUAGCGCUGGAAUCGCUGUAUCGCCUGCUGUGGGUCUACAUGAUACGCAUCAAGUGUGAAUCGAAUUCGGCAACACAUUCACGUUUACAAAGUAUAGUGAACUCAUUGUUUCCAAAAGGCUCAAAAGGUGUCAUACCCCGUGAUACUCCUUUAAAUAUAUUUGUGAAAAUUAUACAAUUUAUAGCCCAGGAACGCUUGGACUUUGCCAUGCGAGAAAUUGUUUAUGAUCUACUGUGUGUGGGCAGAUCCAUAAAGUUAAUUUUAAAUCCCGAACGCAUGAGUAUUGGCUUAAGAGCAUUUUUGGUGGUGGCCGAUUCGUUGCAGCAAAAAGAUGGUGAACCUCCCAUGCCUCGCACUGUGCCAGUCCUGCCCUCUGGCAACACACUACGCGUGAAGAAGACCUACAUCAAUAAAAUGCUCACAGACGAUACGGCACGUAGCAUUGGCAUGUCCACGUACUUUCCCCAUGUACGUCGUGUAUUUGUGGAUAUUUUACGUGCCCUAGAUGUUCACUAUGGCCGCCCUUUAAUGAUGACAAAUACACAAAAUCAAAACAAAGAACCCGACGAAAUGCUGUCGGGUGAACGUAAACCACGCAUUGAUCUCUUUCGUACUUGUGUGGCGGCCGUACCACGUUUGAUUCCCGAUACAAUGACCCCACAAGAAUUGGUGGAUCUUCUAUCGCGCCUCACCGUUCACAUGGACGAAGAGUUGCGCAUGCUGACUCACCAGUCAUUGCAGACAUUGGUAAUUGAUUUUCCGGAUUGGCGUCAGGAUGUCGUGCACGGUUAUACACAAUUUCUAGUGCGCGAUGUCACCGACACUUAUCCGCAAUUGUUGGAAAACUGUACUCGCAUGUUGUUUGUGUUUCUCAACAUUUGGCGUUGUGCCAUCAACGUUAAUGGCAAUGGCAAUUCGGGCACAAACACUUUGAAAACUCCCACUUCAACGGGCCUCGCAACUGCCACGAAUACUGGUGCCACAAAUACACAAAAUGUGCUACAACCCGGUACAGCUGUUGGUACCGGCAUUGUGGGCAAAGAUACCGCCACCAGCCAACUGUCCAGUGCUAGCAAUGUCAAGAGUAUUAAUACCAAUUCAAGUGCCACAUCGAGUAUUACAUCCAGUGGCAUGUCGACCAUUACACAGGCCACUGUUAUAAACAUGGCCGAUGCUGGCAAGAAAAAUGAAAUUCCUUUGGCAACCACUCUGCAUUUUGUUGAGGGCUAUGCCUUGGUUUUACUGUGUAAUUAUCGACCAUAUUUGCGCAAACUGGCUGCCAUGAUUUUGAAGGAAGUUAAGAAUUUGAUGAAAGCUUUGGGUAUACCAGAAACUGAACCACCAUUGUUGGAUGUUAUUGAUAAAUGUUGUCCACAGGUCUUGGAAAAAUGUUUACCACAUUUGCCUCAGGCCGAAAAGACAGCAAUCUUAAAUGCUACACAAAUCGAUUUACAAUGGAUAGCAGAACGUUCGAGUGGUGUAUGGUUGGGUGGACUAACAGAUGACAAUUCAAAAUCCUCCACAUCCACCCUGAAUUUAUCGCAAACAAGUGCAACACCCCAACAACAAUUCGAUCCAUGGUCAGCAUGCUUGUUUGGUUUUCUCGAAAGAGAUCGUAUUUUACAGAAAUGUCCUUCAGCCGUUGCUCAAGCAUGGCCAAUUUGUUACGCCAGAGUAACAACCCUCUAUAGUGUCAUAGAUCCAACACCCGUAAGUGACAACCGAGCAUCAUUGCUGCGUUCAUCGGCACCUACCAAGAAAGUGCCAACAGAGAGUCAAAAGGAUUUUUAUUUGCGUUUGUGGCGCAAUCAAGUCGUCAUGGCAAUGCGCUUGGUACCCCAAAUACCCAGUGUUGCUAUACGUUGUGCUUCGCCAGAUUUAAGUUUGAGUUUACAAGAUCAAUCGGAUUCACGUUCACUGUCCGAUUCCUUGGAUAAUAUACCUUCAAAUGUAUUUGGACCUGAAGGGAUUGUGACUCGUUUUACUCUGCCGUUAUCGUAUGGUCGCAAAGAGGCGCGCCAAAAACGUUUGGGUUCAUCACCGGAUUCAUUAAAUGCCGAUCGAAGUGAUAAAUCAGCUUUGGGUAUGGCAUCACCGCAGGCUCUAUACAAACUGGUGGUUCCACUGUUACGUUGUGAGGUGGCUGAUGUACGGGAUGCGGCUGUAAAUGCUUUGGGAAUGAUAAAUCAUGAUGCCCUUAAGGAUUUAAUGGAGGAAUUAGUCGUUUACAUACGUGAAGCAGUUGACAGGAAACAGGAGAACAUGAGGAGACGCAGAAGACGUGAUGCCUUGCGUUUGCAAUUGGUGCGAGUGCUGGAGAAAAUUGCGGAAAAUGGUACAUUCGGUGUCAGUACUUGUGUUUUGGAACGUGAUACGAUGUCUUUGCAUCCAACAUUUGUGGAGUAUAUCGAUGGUGCCAUGCAGUAUUUGGUUGCCGAAACGGACAAGGACAACAUCAGUAUACGUGAGGUCAAGGCUCAUUUUUGUAAUUUUAUACGCAAAAUGAUAAAGAACUUUUCAUUGGAAUCAUGCGCAACUUUAUUGACACGUGAUUUAAAAAGGAAUCUUUUCAAUUUAUUUGCAACCUGGUGUGGUACGUUUUCUAAACCCUUGGGCAUUGCAUCUCAAAUUGGACAAAGUGCUGAAGAGGAAAAAUUACAGUUUAGUGCUUUGCAAGCCAUGUCUGCUCUUUUAUGUUGUGGCCAUGUUUUCUACACUCCAUAUUUAUCAGAUGAUGGCAUCAUUUAUAAAUGGCUUGACAUGCUGUUGGCCUCCAAAGAUGAAAAGAUUUAUCAAUUGGCUCGUGAUACGGUAGUUUUACUGCUAGAAUCAAAUCCAGAUAUGGGCCAAUUAUUGGAAUGGGUUAUUGAUCGUUGUUAUACAUCGACGCCCCGUGAAGCAGAUGCUUGCUUUUUGGCUUUAGCUGCUAUUUUUAGUGCAAGAGAAUAUCCUUGCGAUCACUAUACCUCAGUCAUCACAGUUACUCUACUAAUGACGGGCUGUCCACGUGUAGAAGUUCAUUCAAAAGCUUUGCUGCUGCUGCAAAUAUUAGACAAACGUUUCUUCGGCAGUGUAGGUCCACUUCAUGCAGACAAUGAAAAAGAAGAUGAUAAAGUUGGCACAUUGGAUGUGUUGCUUAGCAGCGCUUACUGUCGUUCACAAAGAUUCCUGUCAAAACAGUUGGCUCAAUUGCGACCGGAAUUAACCAUGUCUAUGUUUUCCGAAAUCACUCAUCGUUUUCAAACGGCUCGAGAAGAUGUACGCACACUGUUGCUUCAGUGUUUGCAGCCUUGGUUGCACAAUAUGGAGUUAGUGGCAACCACCGUGCCACCAGCAACUCCUCUGUCUUAUAUUAUGUAUUUCCCGGACUCGGGCACACGUGGUCGUAGAGAGGGCACUGGUUCCACAGAAGCAACUGAAAUGAUACUCAAUAAUUUAUUUUAUAUAACAGCCAAGUUUUCGGAUACACAUCCCCGUGAUAUUGAGGAAUUGUGGGGUACUUUGUGUCAGUUUUGGCCCAACAAUUUAAAAGUCAUAUUACGUUAUUUGGUCAUCAUGAGCGGUAUGUCACCGAAUGAAUUAUUACCAUAUGCAAAACGUGUGGCUCUCUAUUUGGCUCGUACCUGCCCGGAUCGUUUGCUUGAUGAAUUAAUGGCUGAGCUGCAAACAGUGGAAACACUUAACUGUUUAAUUGAGCGCACCGAAACACCACCUUUCUAUCGUUUAACAAGCAUGCGAAAGGUUUCCAGUCAUUCGGCUGAUGGUCAACCUGUUGGUGGCAUUAAUGAUUCACGCAUUCAGGAUCUCACUGUGGAAAAAGGCACCAUACACACUAAACGUCAUAGUGGCGAAGACCCUAUUAAGACUGGGACGUGUAAAUCGGAUAGCGGUAUAAGAGCUUUUACCCAAGCAACAAACAAUCGGCCGCCUCGCGGUGCUGACAAAAUACGUGCAGCAUCAGGACCAUCAAUAUUGCCAAGACCAGAAGAUAUUUUAAUCAAUGAUCCAGAGUUGCGUCAAGAGGAAAAUGUUGAACUACGUUCGUCAGAUGCAGCCCAAACAGUGUCCGCAUCUACAGCGCCACAUCCAUUGCCAAUGCCUGAAUAUGGUGGUUAUUUUGCACCACUGACAGAAUUCUUGCCAGACGUUAGUUUGCCAAUAAGCGGAUUUCAUCGUUGUAAUGUGGCUGUCAUGUUACUCACCGAUAUCGUUGUGGAUGGAAUACCUGGUAUUGAUUGGACAUUACAUUUGCCAUUAAUGCUGCACAUACUAUUUUUGGGUCUGGAUCAUACACGAGUCAUCGUACGGGAACAUUGCAAACAGUUAUGUAUGAAUUUACUGAUUGUGUUAGCCGAACAUAAUGACCAUUUGACGGUGGCACGCAUUUUAUUGAAUAGCGAGACUACAGAUCUUGAUCUGGGUUUAACGGUGCCCGCGUUGCCAGUAAUUGAUAAUAAUUUUACAGAAUCUCAUCAGGAAUUUGAUAGUUACCUCUACAAUAAUUGUUGCAUUAUUGCUGCCACCGCACCGACAUCUCAACUCACAAGUGGUGGCUCAGCCUCAGCUGCCAUGUACACACAAUAUACAGCAGCAAUGCCAAUGCAAAACAAUCAAAUUCCAUUGUACCAUCAACAUGUCAUUCUAAGUAACCAACAACAGCAUUUGCAACAACAGUUAAUUACCGCAUCAAAUGGCCAACAACAAGAGGUGCAUACUAAUCUGCAACAACCACCGCCCAUUACUCAAUCAUCACCACCAUCGUCAACAUCUCAAGUGCAGCAACAACAAACACAAACGAUUGUAAAUACAGGCAAUUUACAAAUUAAUCCAAAUACCACCGAAAAUUCUGAAGUUCCUUUAAUAAUUGCUGAUGAAAAUGCCCCACCACAACCUGGGCCAACAAUGCCGGUUGCGCAUGUAAUCAAAAGUCUGUUGAAAUUCUUAGCACAAGACUCCUGUCAACCACUCUGGAAUUACGAGGAUAUAACUGCAAAAGUUUGGACAAUAAAGUCAGCCGAACAGUUAAGCUGUUUCCUACGCCACAUUGUCAAAGUGUUCGCCGAUAGUUAUCCUCAAGCUCGCAUUGCCGAACGUUGGGCCCAGACUGCCUUACAAUUGGGACUCUCGUGUUCCUCGCGUCAUUAUGCCGGACGUUGCCUACAAAUAUUUAGAGCCCUAAAUGUGCCCAUCAACUCCAGAAUGUUAUCGGAUAUACUGUCACGUCUGGUGGAGACGGUGGCGGAACAGGGUGAAGAUAUGCAAGGCUAUGUUACCGAACUGUUGCUCACUCUAGAAGCCGCUGUUGAUAGUUUGGAUUCUGACUUUAGACCCUUGGAUGUCAUGAAGGAUAUAUUCAAAAGCACUCCCAAUCUCAAUAACAAAGACGGCGGCCCCAACUCUAUUUUAUCGGGCGGCAAGAAGUCUCCCUCUGGUAUGACACCGCAAUCUCCCAACUUUUCCGUACAAAGUCAUGCACGCAGCACAAGUUAUUCGGUGUCGUAUUGUACGCGCAAGUCCACAAAUUCACCUUGUGAUAAACAAGUCGAGCUGCGUAAUCGAGCCACUGGCAUAGAUAUGGAACGUAACAUGGCUAAGUUUGGCAUUGUAAGCGGAUCAGCAUUGUCACGUUCCCGCAGUGCUCAGAGUUUGAAAAUGUUGGGUGAUACUGCUACCCAGGAUGAUAAGAUGACUAUAUUGGCUCAAUUGUUUUGGUUGUCUGUAUCUCUAUUGGAGAGUGAUUAUGAACAUGAAUUUCUAUUGGCUUUGAGACUGCUAACCAGAGUACUACAUCGUCUGCCAUUGGAUCGACCAGAUGCCAGAGAUAAAGUGGAAAAAUUACAGCAACAGCUGAAAUGGACAGCAUAUCCGGGAGUGCACGCUUUAUUGUUAAAGGGUUGUACUCAUACCUCUACCUAUGAACCUACCAUUACCCUGCUCUCACAAUUUGCACCUUUGCUCAAUUUGCCAGUCUGUGAUCCCACACAGAGUUGUGCUUUCCCCAUGAAUGUUAUAGCUCUCUUACCCUAUAUGCUGUUGCAUUAUGAAGAUGCCAAUGAAAUUUGUAUACGUAGCGCCGAAAAUAUAGCACAGGUUUCCUCAGAACUGGGUGCAAAACUGGAGAAUUUGGGCACCGUUAUGACUUUGUAUAGUCGUAAAACAUUCUGCAAGGAGUCUUUCCAAUGGACCAAAUGUGUUGUCAAAUAUUUACAUGACACCUAUGCCCACAUGGGUCUACAUAUGUUGGCAUUUCUGAUAGAAAUUUUGGAGAAGGGGCCACAACAGAUACAGGUGCCCGUCUUGAAUGUUAUACAUUGUAUGUUGCACUAUGUUGACUUGACACCACCUCAGGCUCAGACUAUAAACGCUGAUUUAUUGAGAGCAAUUGGCAAAUAUUUGGAGACCGCCAACUGGAAGGAUUCCCUUAAAAUUUUAAAACUUAUUGUAACCCGCAGUUCGUCAUUGCAAGUGGUGCCGCCCAGUGAGGGUGGUAGCGUUGGGUUUUCGUUCUCUUUCUAUGGUACAUAUCCGGAUUCGGAUAUGUUCUGUAAAAAGGAACUAGCCGGACGCACAAUGGAAUUUACCUUCGAUGUCUCCCAAACUCCUUUAAUCGGACGACGUAUUCUACUGAAAACCGAAGAUAAUGCAGCCGCCACUAAUACAAACGCAAAUUCCGCCACAACGGGCGCUGCCAACCAGACAGCACAAAAUCAAAUGCGAUCGAAUACCUACAGUAAUGGUUCUCAUUUGCAUCAACAGCCAUCAGCAGGACAUAACAACAGUAAUGUUGGUACCCCCAACUCACCCCGACGUAGUGCUAGUUUAUCACCAGCCGACACGGCUCCUUUGAGUGGCUGGAAACGUCCUUGGAUGUGCCAAAGCCGGGUUAGGGAAUGCUUGGUUAAUUUACUAACCACUUGUGGUCAACGUGUUGGUUUACCCAAAUCCCCUUCGGAUGAUUUCAUAAACUCCAUAUGCUCCAAGUCUUUAAGCCCUACGCUUCUAACUGGAUCAAUAAUCACCAGACAAAGCGUUAUAUUCAGUCAGUCUUCAGAUCUAAUGGAAAGACAGUCUUCGGCUGCUUCUUCCACUGAGGAGACUUCAGGUCCCCAGGGUGAUUUAAGCAGUGGCUCACGCCGAGAUGAUGGCCAGCCUGAUUUUACCGUAUUCAAAGAUUUCGAUUUCUUGGAAUAUGAAGACAGUAUAGCUGGUGAAUCGACGGACAAUUUCAAUUGGGGCGUUCGACGUCAUCAGUUGUUUGAGGGAGAGGAGGACAUGUUUAAUUGUGGUAGUGGCAUGGGUGGCGGUGGUGGCACUGGAUCCAUUAAAGGUGGCCAUUCAUCGGCCUUAGAGGACAGCUUCAGCGAUAAAACACCAAUUUUAAGUAAACGUAGACGUCAAACAGCUGAUGAUUCUUCCGACGAAGAAGCUGAAUCGGAAUCACCCAUUGACGAAGAUCAUCGUCAGUCCUAUAAAUCCACCUUUAAUGUGGGACCACCAACUUCUUUGAGUUUACGGGAGAGACGUCGCAGAAAUUCGGUGUCUCGCAGUGAUACCAGUGGCUCGAGUGCUGGUGAUUUAGGAGAUAUAACACCCUGCAAUGCCUCACCUCAUUUGCCGGGCAUCAUACGUUUUGGGGCGGCCGUACGCGAUGAGGCCGAAGAAAACUGGCGCAAACAAUUGCAGGCCAUGUUGAUAAAUCAGCCUUCGGCUCAUACCUCGGAGCUGUUGAUGCAACUGUAUCGUCUUAUCAAAGAGUUGACAUUUAAAACGAUUAGUAUUUCAAAGGAAGCGAAAAAAUACUUUACCGGCAUUGGUUCACAAUUGGGCAAUCGCAUUUCCUUAUUUACCGAUUUGCUAAGUUCAAGAGCUGAUCCGCCACGUGUUUGGUGUAGUGAAAAUCAGACUACAACGCCCAGACUAUUCGAGACGUUGCGUUUUAAUGUACUCGAAAUUCAAGAGCAUCUGGAAACAUUCUUUGAUCGUAAAGAUCAAGUCUUGGAGUGUCUGGACUCGGUUAAAACAUCUUGUAAAUUGUCAUUGUUUAAUGAAAAUGAUGUAGCAGCUUCUGGCAUGGAUUUAGCCACAACCUCCACCAUUCCAUACAUGCCAUUUGAUCCGGCCUCCACGGAAGUUGUAUUGGACUUAGGAAGGGCCUUGUAUAAACUCAUGUUCCAGCUUUUGCUGCUGAUUGAAUCGAAUCAUAAAAUCAGCUCGAAUGUUGUGAAUCAUUUUAGACAAAAUGAAAAUAUGCAUGACAUAUCGGAUUUAUACGCUUUAGUACGUGAUGCCUUAGUGCGCAGCAUAAGUGAGACUGAAUUGGAGACACUCGAUACAUCGACCUCAACUGAAGGCGAACAUACACCCACUCCAUCGCCUGGCAUACCCAUGUCGAAUGAGGAAUUCGAAACAGCAUUACACGAACUAAUUGAUGCUCAAAAAUGGUCAACGGCCAUAACACAUGUGCGUCAAUACAAACGCAUCACACAAAUGACCAGUUCAAAUUUAAAUCUAACCAUAUUUUCGUAUACAAACCUGGAUAGUCGCUUGAAAUAUGAUGAAAUGUCCAUUAUAUUGAAUGCAUAUGCACAAAGUAUUAUGAAAGAUAGACAAGAAGCAUUUAUUGUAUCCAAAUCGGAUUCGGAAUUAUUUGAGGUUUAUGCCAUCUUAUCAGAAAAUCUAUAUCAUGUUUCAAGUGCUUUGACCACCAUGGAAAUAAAUAUGAAAAGCUACAGCCAGAACCAUGGUUCGAGUUCAUCUCAUGUUUUUCGCGGCGAAUCUAGUGAUAUAGUGACAAAUCUCUGAGAUGCUGCAACGUUAAACUAAAACAGAAUUCUUCACAUAUUUUACUCAUUUUAAUUAUGUUUUUGUUAUGAACAAAAUUUUCAUAUACAUAUAUAUAACAAUAUCCUCCAUUAAUUCAUUAAAAAACCAAACAAACAAAAAAAAAAAAUUCCCGAACAAAAUUAUGUUAAAUUAGUUUUAUUUUAAUUGUUUGUGUUAAAUCUAUUAUUGAAAUUAAUUAAAUGCGUAUUUAGUUUUAUUUUGUGUUAUUCGAAGUUAUUAUUACCUUAACGGAAUUUUAGUUUAUGUUUUCGAUUAAAUAAUUUCAUGAAAAUAAAUGGAAGUAAAGAUUUUUAAAUUUUAAGAUUUCAUAUAUUCGUUAUAAUUAUAAACAAAUACAAUUCAGCUAAAUACAUGUAUUUAUUACAAAAAAUAAAAGAACUUUAAAUAAAAGAAUACAAUUCAUACAUAA
Messenger RNA from Calliphora vicina (urban bluebottle blowfly), 11382 nucleotides. RefSeq names its product Protein furry (gene fry). The record is from RefSeq and is a predicted model, not a curated record. Gene Ontology annotation, biological process: neuron projection development; cell morphogenesis. NCBI's taxonomy places the organism in Eukaryota, Metazoa, Arthropoda, Insecta, Diptera, Calliphoridae. The coding region runs from base 231 to 10931 and encodes 3566 amino acids. The transcript is spliced from 37 exons. Gene Ontology annotation, cellular component: site of polarized growth; cell cortex.